Molecule: messenger RNA, 2343 nt
Organism: Fusarium coffeatum
Lineage: Eukaryota; Fungi; Ascomycota; Sordariomycetes; Hypocreales; Nectriaceae
Exons: 2
Coding region: 1-2343 (780 amino acids)
Source: RefSeq, a predicted model, not a curated record
AUGUGGGUUCUGGCAGCGACGCCAAAGAUUGGCUGGGCGGAUAACGCAGAUGUGUCCUACACAUGGUUCGACACCACCGUUAUACGCCCAGAGAGUCGCGGUGAUCUUCGCACGAUUCUCGUUCACAACAACCGUCUAACCGAGCAAGAGCCAGAAGAAUGGUCAGAAAGAUGGGGAGUCUGGCUCGGACCCAGGAAACGGCUUUGGGUUGAAGCGCUGCGACCUGGGGACAUCAUACAGCUCAUCCCAAGAGCUAUGUAUAUGGCUUGGACAAACAUCGUCGAUGGAGGUAGCAUCAGGAUUGAGUACGAAGCGGCAGAGGUGCUCGAAGAUCUUCAUGCUCUUACCAUCUCCUCCAAUACCUCUCAUUACUCCCAAAUCUUGGACAUCGAGCGUCAGGAUAUUCGACUAUUGAACGUCAAACCAGGAGCCUUCGACGACCCGAUCAGCGCUUCCUUCAGUACAGUCAGUCUCAAAGACGCUGAGGUGAUGGGCAUUGGGUUCCAUGCUUUGUCAUACUGUUGGGGUGAUUUUAGCGAACGCGAAGAGGUCAUACUGUCUCCGAACCAAGGUAAAGCUGAUGACGGAGUGCCAUUUAGUAUUGGAAAGUCUGCCGCCCAGGCUCUUCGUCGUCUACGAUCGGAAAAGACAACACUAGUGAUCUGGGUCGAUGCUGUGUGUAUUAAUCAGGAUGACCUUGAAGAAAGAGCGCAACAAGUAACCUUGAUGGCCCAGAUCUACUCACUAGCCGCGAUUGUACACAUAUGGCUGGGUGAAGAUAACCCGGGCGUUGAAGCAUGUCUCAAGCUUGUUCGCGAUAUCUGCAACUAUAACAGCGAAGAAUGCCAAGGUGCCGAAGCGUGCUCAUGCCUCUGGACCAAGCAUUCAUCACCAUUGGAAGAGAUCAAAGAGUUUGCAAAAGAAGUCAAAAGGUCAGGCCGGAAAGUCUCUUUCAAAGGGAUGAUUGAAGUCUUUGAGAUUCAUCUGAAGACAUGGUCGCGGGCGAUCAUCGACAUGGCGGGCUGGUAUGGAAACACACAGCUUUCAUUCCUCAUGAGUUCACUUUACGAGAACCCUUGGUUUUCUCGCGUAUGGGUGAUUCAAGAAGCACUGUCUGCCAGGUUUCCCUUGGUUCACUGCUCAGCGGAGAAAGUUCCAUGGGAGGAGGUCGUCAAAGUAAGCAAUUGGCUCCAACAACCCGACUACGCGACCCAAAACCCACAUGUCGCCUCCCAGCAACAUUCAAUGGCUCCUAUCUGGAAGACGUUGAAGCCCAAGGGAAGAACGACGGAGGUUCCAAAUACACCCGUUGAGGUGCAGAAUACAGACGAGCUAUCGGGUAUUCUGGAAGUCUUCCUUUCUGGUCUUGAUCUAAAGGCUACAGAUUCGAGAGACAAGCUGUUUGCAUUGCUUACCUUUGCAGACGAGACGCACGAUGUUUCACAGCUAGACGAUUUGAUGCGACCCAAUUAUGACAAGCCGAGGGAACGUGUCUUUGCGGACUUCACACGUUGGUGGAUCCGUGAGCAUAAUUCUCUGGAGAUUCUGUCUUGCAUCCACUGUCAGCCAACACGAACUUGGGUCAAAACUGUCGGUCAAGUUACUGAAAGGUUACCAGCAAGUCGACCUACCUGGUCUGUCGACAGCAAGGGAAGCUCGAAAUGGACACGAGCGAACCUGAGCGCGCUCUUUAACUUCAAAGCAAGUGGCGUCACAAAGCCAGACCUCAAACUUCUCGAGACGGAUGACCCUCUGGUCCUUCGACUGUCAGGACUUCGCAUUACCGAGAUCAAGAAGAUUAGCUGUGUACCCAUCGAGCACAUGUAUCCUUACCAGAACGCAUCUCAAAACCAAAAGGAGAUAUGUCAAGUUCUGCAUCAAAUCAUUGAUCCAUGUGGCCUUACACCAUUUUGGGCUCGAAGAAAUACGGCAGGCGACAUUCUACAAAAGAGUAUUCAAGAAUGCAACAUGAAAUACGGGGAUCAUAUGAACUCCCACUGGGCCUAUGCCGACCGGCCCGCCCUGCAAGUCCUCCAACCCAACGCCAAAGCUGAGGUGAACUACUACGAGACCAAGAAGUUGCCAAGUUGUAUUGAGCCUUGUUUCUUUGUUACGACUUCUGGCUUGUUUGGAUUGUGCCCUUGGAUGGCUAAAGAAGGGGACGUCAUUGUACUGCUUGAUGGGGGGAACGUGCCAUAUCUACUGAGGCCGGCUGACAAGAAGGACGAGAAAUUGAGAUAUGAGCUUGUAGGGGAGUGCUUUGUUAGCGGGAUCAUGCAUGGCGAGAUUUUGGAUGCACUUCUGGACAAUACGGAUCAUAAGCAGAUUUUUAGUCUUGUUUGA